This is a messenger RNA of Drosophila subpulchrella, 780 nucleotides long. RefSeq lists its product as uncharacterized. NCBI's taxonomy places the organism in Eukaryota, Metazoa, Arthropoda, Insecta, Diptera, Drosophilidae. The transcript has a single exon. The coding region runs from base 167 to 490 and encodes 107 amino acids. The record is from RefSeq and is a predicted model, not a curated record.
GAAUUAGUAAUAAUAUUUGCUUGUUUGCCUUUGUAUAGCUUAUUCUUCCAACUUGCACAUUUUGCGUUCUUUAUUUUUUUCGCAAAAGUUUUUCUCUUUUUCGCCAUACUUAUAACGAUUUCGUAGCUGUUUCAGUGUUUUGGCAGCCAACAAAGGCGACAUCGAAAUGGGUUGCUGGGCGCUACGAAGGGGGCAGAAAAGUGGGGAAAUCGAUGAGACGACAACUUGUGAUGGAGGUUUGGAUAUAUAUACUUAUCGAGGUAUGGACGCGGUGGAGGCGUCGCCGACGGCGUCGGUGGGACAGUUAAUGGCGACAACGGCGGCGCACGUCUGGGUCUGGAAGCCCCGACUUUGGCGACGGCGAUGCGAUCCGCUGAUGGUAAUGGUGACUCUGGUGACGGUGUCGUCGACCAGACGAAAUCCCGCCAGCAGGCGGUAUCGGAGAAAAAUAGUGGCACACACAGCUAGACGACAGACUCCUUGGGAAUGACAGAGGACCGAAAAAACAAACCAGGACGAAGGACCCCAUCCCCCAGCAGUUGAGUAAAUCAAACCAAUUUCAAAACUCAACUAACCAAGCAGACAAUAACAAAUCACGUCCAACGAAAAGAGGAUGUGAUGGAUGAAGCAUUUACUUAAUGUUUGAAUGACUCGAAACGAGGGGAAGUGUUCUAUUAAAUUGGAAUUAUUUUACAAUAGGAUUUUAGAAAUUAAAGAUUUAGUCAAGCUUUUAAAAACAUUAGUAAACGUAAUGAUCCAAUUUCCUAAACUACAAAAUAA